Molecule: messenger RNA, 897 nt
Organism: Colossoma macropomum (tambaqui)
Lineage: Eukaryota; Metazoa; Chordata; Actinopteri; Characiformes; Serrasalmidae
Product: coxsackievirus and adenovirus receptor homolog
Exons: 1
Coding region: 1-897 (298 amino acids)
Biological process (GO): homotypic cell-cell adhesion
Cellular component (GO): intercalated disc; basolateral plasma membrane; bicellular tight junction
Molecular function (GO): cell adhesion molecule binding
Source: RefSeq, a predicted model, not a curated record
AUGGUGGUUGUCCUUACACUCCUGUCAACAGAAGCCGUGAAGAUUUUUCCCAGAGAUCCCACAACUGUUUACAAGGCCGUUGGAAGCAGCGCUAUUUUUGGAUGCCAUUUUACGCUGGAAGAUACAGAUCAAGGACCCCUUGAGAUAGAGUGGACCAUCAAACUACCUGAUUUUCUUGCAGAAGACCCUACCACACUUCUUUACACUCCUAAGAAAACAUACACUAACUUACAUUUGCCCUUGAAGGACAGGGUGUACCUAAACUCUACUGAUCCCAGUCAAGGAGAUGUGUCAAUCAUCAUCGAGCGGCUCAAGUGGUCAGAUGCAGGGGCCUACCAGUGUCAGGUGAAGAAGGUACCAGGUAUUGAAGGCCACAAACAGAUUCUUCAUCUCAUGGCUGCUCCAUCUUUGCAAAGUUGCAUUGUAGAGGGAAUGACCUACAAAGGGUCAGAUGUGUUGAUAAAGUGGCACUCCAAUGGAACAAGACCAAUGUACUACUCCUGGGACAGAAUUGAUGGUCAUAAAAUGCCAGUAUCUGCCAGUGUGGAUAACAGAGGUGGUACAUUGCACAUCGGCUCAGCCACAGAAACCGAUGGGGGAACAUACAGAUGCACAGCAAAGAACUUAGUAGGCAAGCAUUACUGUACUCUGGAGCUCCAUGUUACACAAGCCAUGAACAUAUCUAAUAUUGUGAUACCCUGUGCUGUUGGAGGAUCCUUGGCUUUGAUUCUGUUGGCAGGUCUCUUAUGCUACUGCCUUCUAAAAAGAAACAAAGAAGACAUGGAGGACAUAGGCAAUGACUUUUUGGAGAAUGCCUUGCCUCCAGCAAGAAAAUCUGUGACUUGCAAUGUUACAGAGGAUAGCACAUACUGCUCAAUGAAGGAUAUGCGGUCGUAA